Theileria parva strain Muguga is the source of this 955-nucleotide messenger RNA. RefSeq names its product Eukaryotic initiation factor 4E family protein. The transcript has 5 exons. Gene Ontology annotation, molecular function: translation initiation factor activity; RNA binding. NCBI's taxonomy places the organism in Eukaryota, Apicomplexa, Aconoidasida, Piroplasmida, Theileriidae. The record is from RefSeq and is a predicted model, not a curated record. The coding region runs from base 250 to 720 and encodes 156 amino acids. Gene Ontology annotation, biological process: translational initiation.
UGUUUUUCUUCAUCAGAGUAAGUAUAACUUUCUUACACUAAACUUUUAAUAUAAAUUCCCAAAUGCCCUUAUAUUUCCAAAAUUAAAAAUAACCCAGAGAUCCAGAUCCAGUUUUCUGAACUUUAUUAGACGUUACUUACUCAUCGAUAUCCUUUUUUACUUGAUUCUAAACCACAUUUUGUAUAAUUUUUCCCCUGUAAGGUUCAGAAAUUGUUCUUUACUUAAAUCUUAAAAAAUCUGUCUAAAGUAAUGGCAGAGUCAGCUAGUGUUGCUGUUAAUGGCACAAAAAAGUGUCCGUCUUUAACUUUUAACAAGAAUACAGAAGACCAUGCUAAAUUAUCAGAAUUAUUUGAAUCUACGACAAUAAACCUGGAUACUCCUUUGUCCUUGAAGAAUAAAUGGGUGAUUUGGGAGCAGAUAGUUAAGAUGCCAGAACACUCCCAGAAUGAUUAUAAAGAACACACAAAACCAUUGGUUUCAUUUGAUUCUGUACAAGCCUUUUGGAAUUUAUGGUUUAAUAUUCCUCAACCGAGUGAAUUAGCUACCAAUAAAAGAUUGGCACGUGAAUGUUCCGACGGUUCUGAGCAUUUUGUUGACGCCAUUAUGGGAUGGAGUACAACCUAUGUGGGAGGAUCCAUUGAACAAGGACGGAGGUCAUUUCGAUUACCGUUUCAGGCCAACAGAUGUACAACAGCUCACAGUGGACGAGUACUGGAAUAACAUUAUUUUGGGACUUGUGGGAUCAACGAUUCCACUUUGCGAGUUUAUCAAUGGCGUUAGACUAGUCGACAAACUCAGCUCACGUUUUCCAGUUCUCAGAAUAGAAGUUUGGUUCAAAAAUUUGGGCGAAGCUAACGAUCCUACUCAACUCAUGAAAUCUAUAGGCGCCUGUAUGGCAAGAAAACUGGAUGGUAGUGUUGGAACGAUACCUAAGGGUGAUUUAAAAUGGCAUUAA